This is a messenger RNA of Lates calcarifer (barramundi perch), 7318 nucleotides long. RefSeq names its product poly [ADP-ribose] polymerase tankyrase-2-like. Gene Ontology annotation, molecular function: NAD+ poly-ADP-ribosyltransferase activity; protein binding. The record is from RefSeq and is a predicted model, not a curated record. Lineage: Eukaryota; Metazoa; Chordata; Actinopteri; Centropomidae.
GAUUCAAUCAAUUAUCUCGUUAUCUUUUUUCUAAAUGAAUCCGUUAUUGUGAAAAAACGAGCUUUGUAACUCCUGCUCUUUAUAACUGCAUUAAAAAUAAUAGGAACUAUGGUCGUCUUCGGCUUCCGUAUUUAAAUGCCACAGGAAGUUUGUCGUCUUCAUCACACACCACAGGCCUGUCUGCCUCCAGACGAAAUGAUAUGAAUCAUUGUACAUCCAGGAAGAGGAACACCGCCCGCUCGGUUGGCGCUAGGCAUACAAAUGAAGCCAACCGUCAGUGCUUGUUUUGGGAGGGGGUGGUGUCUGUCCUGAUCACGGCCCUCCUCCCUCAGUCAGCAGGUUCAUCUCAUUUCUGUCCAUCAGAUCCGCUGCUUUACAUCCGUUUUAUUCCAUCUCCCCCUUGUUUUCUGCAUCCGGAUAAACCUGCCGCCCCCCUCCCCCCUCCUCCUCUCCCAACCUCCCCACCACCACCUGAAAACCCGCUCCUGGAUGGAUGAUGGAGGACCGGAGCCUGACCGCCCGCCAGCCGGGGAUGAUUUAAUUCAUCGAAGGCCAAUAAACAUCCAUAAUAUUUCCUAUAAUAUCACCGCUGCGGGGCGGCUGGGUGUCCACGCUGCUGCACGAGGCUCCCGUCUCUCUCCUCAGGGUGGUGAGACUCGUCAUCCUGCAUGGCCUCAGUGGCUGCAGGGUUCUGGGGUUCAGCCGCUUGCUGCUCGCACUCUAAACUCUCCAGAACCGGCAGUCUGAAACUAGGACGAGGCCGUUCUCCGCCGUCCAUGUCGUCCGGCCGGAGAUGUUCGGGGGUGUCCGGUCUUGGGGGCGGAGCCGUGUCCCCGGGGCCCAUGGUGGCGGAGGUGGUGGAGCCCGGCGGUGGGACGGGGGCUGGCGAGGCCAGCAGGGAGCUGUUUGAGGCCUGUCGGAGCGGAAACCUGGAGCGAGUUCGCAAACUGGUGACGGCCGAGAACGUGAACAGCCGGGAUACAGCGGGGAGGAAGUCCACACCGCUGCACUUUGCUGCAGGUUUUGGACGUAAAGACGUGGUGGACUUCCUCCUCCAGAACGGAGCCAAUGUCCACGCCAGGGAUGACGGAGGGCUGAUAUCCCUCCACAACGCCUGCUCCUUCGGCCACGCUGAGGUGGUGAGUUUGUUGCUUCACCACGGGGCAGAUGCAAACGCCAGAGACAACUGGAACUACACUCCACUUCAUGAAGCAGCCAUCAAGGGCAAGAUCGACGUGUGUAUAGUGUUGCUGCAGCACGGGGCCGAGCCGACCAUCAGGAACACAGACGGUCGCACUGCUCUGGAUCUGGCAGAACUGUCCACCAAAGCAGUUCUGACAGGUGAAUACAGGAAAGAUGAGCUUCUGGAAAGUGCCAGGAGCGGGAACGAGGAGAAGCUGAUGGCUCUGCUGACGCCGCUCAACGUCAACUGUCACGCCAGUGAUGGACGAAAGUCGACGCCGUUACAUCUGGCAGCUGGCUACAACCGGGUCAAGACUGUCCAACUGUUGCUGCAACACGGUGCUGAUGUGCACGCCAAAGACAAGGGGGACCUGGUUCCUCUUCAUAAUGCCUGUUCAUAUGGUCACUACGAGGUCACUGAGCUGCUGGUCAAGCAUGGAGCCUGUGUUAAUGCCAUGGACCUGUGGCAGUUCACUCCCCUUCAUGAAGCUGCCUCUAAGAACCGAGUUGAGGUGUGUUCUCUCCUGCUGAGCUACGGAGCCGACCCCACCUUCCUGAACUGUCACAAUAAAAGCUCCAUCGACCUCGCUCCUACCUCGCAGCUGAAGGAGCGACUCGCCUAUGAGUUCAGAGGUCACAGCCUGCUGCAGGCAGCCAGGGACGCCGAUGUGGUUCGGGUCAAGAAACAUCUGAGUCUGGAGACCAUCAGCUUCAAACACCCGCACACUCAGGAGACUGCACUGCAUUGUGCGUCUGCCUCUCCGUACACAAAGAGGAAACAAGUGUGUGAACUUCUACUGAGGAAAGGAGCCAACGUCAACGAGAAGAUGAAGGACCUGCUCACUCCUCUCCACCUGGCGUCGGAGAAAGCCCACAAUGACAUCAUUGAGGUGUUGGUCAAACAUGAAGCCAAGGUGAACACGGUGGAUCACCUGGGUCAGACGGCGCUGCACCGAGCCGCUCGCUGCGGACACCUGCAGACCUGCAGGCUGCUGCUGAGCGCCGGCAGCGACCCGCUGCUCACAUCGCUGCAGGGGUUCUCUCCCUCACAGCUGGGAAACAAGAGCGUGCAGGAGAUACUGCAAGAAGGUGUACUGGUCGGGAACUCUGAAGUCGACCGACAGCUGCUGGAAGCCUCCAAAACAGGAGAUCUGGAAACUGUCCAGAAGCUCUGCACGGUGCAGAACGUGAACUGCAGGGACGUGGAGGGUCGACAGUCAACACCGCUGCAUUUCGCCGCCGGCUACAACCGUCUGGCCGUCGUGCAGUUCCUGCUGCAGCACGGAGCCGACGUACACGCCAAGGACAAAGGGGGUCUGGUUCCCCUCCAUAACGCCUGCUCCUACGGUCACUAUGAGGUCGCAGAGCUGUUGGUCCUUCACGGAGCUGUGGUCAACGUGGCCGACCUCUGGAAGUUCACCCCGCUGCAUGAAGCUGCUGCCAAGGGCAAAUAUGACAUCUGUAAACUUCUGCUGCAGCACGGUGCUGACCCGACCCGGAAGAACCGGGACGGUAACACCCCUCUGGAUCUGGUGAAGGACGCCGACACGGACAUUCAGGACCUGCUGCGGGGUGACGCUGCCCUGCUGGACGCUGCCAAGAAAGGCUGCCUGGCCCGGGUGAAAAAACUCUGCACACACGACAACGUCAACUGCAGAGACACACAGGGGAGACACUCCACGCCGCUACACCUCGCUGCGGGCUACAAUAACCUGGAGGUGGCAGAGUACCUGCUGCAGCACGGGGCAGAGGUCAACUCUCAGGAUAAAGGAGGACUGAUUCCUCUGCACAACGCGGCUUCCUAUGGGCACGUGGAUGUGGCAGCUCUUCUCAUCAAGUACGACGCCUGCGUCAACGCCACCGAUAAGUGGGCGUUCACGCCGCUACACGAGGCCGCCCAGAAGGGCCGCACGCAGCUCUGUGCGCUCCUGUUGGCUCACGGUGCCGACCCCACCCACCGAAACCAGGAGGGGCAGUCACCUCUGGACCUGGUCACGGCUGAUGAUGUCCGGGCCUUGCUAACAGCAGCGAUGCCUCCCUCUGCUCUCCCUGGUUGUUACAAACCACAGGUCAUCAGUGUGGUGGCGUCGGCCUCUGGGUCGCCACCCAUUGCCGUUGUCCCACCACUUCUCUCCUCUUCCUCCUCCUCCUCUUCCUGCCCUGCCCCUACUCUCCUCCUCCUCCCCUCUUCCUCCUCUUCCUCCUCUUCUGGUCUUGACGCCUCAACAGCAGCUACAACUAAAAUGAGUGAGGGAUCACUGGACGCUGAGAAGAAAGAGGAGGUUCCAGGAGUGGAGCUCAGUAUCUGUCAGUUCUUGAAGAACCUGGGUUUGGAGCAUCUUCUGGAGACCUUCGACAGAGAACAGAUCACUCUGGAUGUGCUGGUGGAGAUGGGUCACCGUGAGCUGAAGGAGAUCGGCAUCAACGCCUACGGACACAGACACAAGAUCAUCAAAGGAGUGGAGAGGCUCAUCAGCGGGCCGCAGAGCCUGAACCCUUACCUCACGUUGAACACAGCCAAUAGUGGGACGAUCUUGAUCGACCUCGCUGCCGAUGACAAGGAGUUCCAGUCAGUGGAGGAGGAGAUGCAGAGCACGAUCAGAGAGCACCGAGACGGCGGCCACGCUGGAGGAGUCUUCAACAGAUACAACCUGGUCAAGAUCCAGAAGGUCUGCAACAAGAAGCUGUGGGAGAGGUACACGCACCGCAGGAAGGAGGUGUCAGAGGAAAACCACAACCACUCCAACGAACGCAUGCUCUUCCACGGUUCUCCGUUCGUCAAUGCCAUCAUCCAUAAAGGUUUUGACGAGCGCCACGCCUACAUCGGCGGGAUGUUUGGCGCUGGGAUUUACUUUGCUGAGAACUCGUCGAAGAGUAACCAGUACGUGUACGGGAUCGGAGGAGGGACGGGCUGUCCGACGCACAAAGACCGCUCCUGCUACAUCUGCCACAGGCACCUGUUGUUCUGCAGGGUGACUCUGGGUAAAUCCUUCCUACAGUUCAGUGCCAUGAAGAUGGCUCACUCACCGCCAGGUCACCACUCAGUCACCGGUAGGCCGAGUGUUAAUGGCCUCGCUCUGGCCGAGUACGUCAUCUACAGAGGAGAGCAGGCCUAUCCAGAGUACCUGAUCACCUACCAGAUAAUGAAGCCUGAAUCUCCUGCAGAUGGAUGAAAACUCAGAGUAUAGAAGGAGGAAAAGAAGAAGAGAGCUCAUCUUACCCCGUGUUGAGCCUUUGCUUUAUUAACUGCAUGCUCAAAGAAAAACUUUAUUUAUACAAUGUAUAAAACAUUUUAGGUUUGUAUCAGAUGCCUGUUUUUUUCUAUUGUUUGUUUUAUGCACUUUAUUAACCAUGGGUUGUAUCAUGAUGUGACGUGAUGUGACUGUUGAUUUUGUCCACUAAAUCAGUAUCGUCCAGUGAUUUCAGGGUGCAGCACUUUCAGAGAGGAGGAUGUCACUUUCAGCUCAUCAGUGUUGCAGUUAGACAAACACAAUGACAGAAUUUCUUAGUCACAACUGAAUUAUUAACCUUGAACACAUACAAAAGUUUGGGUAAGGUCAUAUUACCCAUAUUAUUGUUAUUACCAAAAUUAAGUUAAAUGCCCCAAAAUGCUUCAUUAUUCCCUGAGGCCCAACUUAACAUGUUGUAAUUUAUUUUCUUGUCUGACCAACAGCACAAAACCCCCAAACCUGUCAAGUUAAUUAUCAUUGAAAACUGGAAAAAUCUGCAAAUAUUAACGCUGAAGAAACUGGUCCCAGUAAUCAAUUAUCAUAAUUGGUGCCUGUUGAUUUGAUGAUCAGCUGACCAGCCAGUUUCAGCCUUGGUUGGUUCCAUAGUGUCUGAACAUGUACAAUGAAGGUAAAUAGUGGCUCUACAGUCAUUUUUAAACUGAAGUGAAAAUGAUCAGAAUUUGCAGUUCAAUGUUUUUCAAGUUUCUCGACGUAACAUUCAGCGUCUAUAUCGUUUUAACGAUGAGUAUUAAAUCCAGCUGUUCAGUAGGAGACGCACUGAUGUGUUGACAAUGACUCAUCCUUUCUGAAGAGCGAACGGUUGCUCAGCCUCGUCUGACAAACAUUUCCAAAAACAACUCUAUAUGUUGCCUGGCAACAACCUAACGAGGUGAAGUAUUCAUUUUAUUUUAUGAAGAUGUUGUGUAUACUUAUUUUUGUUUUUGUACUAGCAUGUAAGUUUAUUAACAUUUCUAAUGUGGGUAAAAAUAUCUCUGUUGGUUUUUGAGACAGUCUGAAGAACAGAUUUUCUCUGACUAGUUCACUUCCUGUUUUUUUACUCAGCCUUAAUGAGAAGCAGCCUCUGAUUCGGUGGUGUCAGUCCACACUGUGCCCAGGCUGACCCAGUCCAUUGCCAGACCAGGUCCACACCAAUGUGUCACAACAAUCAAUAUUUCAGAUCUUCUGCUGCUCAUGUUCAGGUUUGAGCAACAGGUUGUCAGCAUUCAUUUAGUUAGCCUCAUAUAGCAGCUGCCACUAAAAACUGUAGUCUGUGGAAGUUGUUGCUAAUGCUACAUAGCUAAUGUUAGCAUUAACAGCUGUUUAUUCACGAGUUUAAAAGAAACGUAUCAAACUUCAUUCUUUUACUCACCAAGAGCAGUGGAAAGCAACGCUUAUAUUUUUUAUUCUUCUGCUGAAGUUAGCGUGCUAACCCGCUACCAUUGACCCAUCCCUGUCUCCGAAUUCUACUUUGUUACAGUGACUGUCACUGUAGUGUCCAGUCUGCUCAGAGGACAUAUUCUUACCUCUUGUCCUGUAAACGCAACAAUAGUUGAAACUCUUGGUCAGUAGCAGCUGUUAAUGCUAAUGUUGGCUAUGCAAAGAUCGCAAAAUCUUGUACAUCACGCACAGCACCUUUAAUGACAUUCCAAAAAGGAUUGAGUAAAAUACAAACAAACCCCAACCCUACUGGCAUAGAGUGAUUUUAUCUCUGUAUCUGCCUUACAACAACCUGUAUAGUUGUGUCAGUCUUGUCCACACUUUCAGACAUUUUUUGUGGUAUUGUUUAUUGUUAUUUUCUGGCCCCGAGACAUGGACAGUGAUUCACUGGGGCCAGGCUAACUCAAACCUGGGUGAAUCUUUAAGUAAAAGGGACAUCAGAUAUAUGUGUCUGAACAUCAGCUGUAUUGAAAGUUAAGACUGGUUUUGGUAAUGUUAUUAAUCCCUGGUUCUCCAUAUAACUGCUGUAUAUUGACAAAGGUCAUACAGUUCACAGCCUUCAUGUCUUAAGGAUAAGUUAAAGAUUCGUCACAGUCCAGGAUCUUACCAACAAAUGCAUAUCUUGAUAGUCUUUUCAGUCAAGUCUGGGUUCAGCUUGGUGUCUGUACAGAGUCAAGUCUGGAAAUCAAACCUGAUUUAAUGUUGCUGCCUUUGCUUUUCUCUGUAUAUUCACACUCUCCAGUCUUCAGUGGGACUGUAAAAACCUGCAGAGGAGGAAAAACAAAAAUGAAUGUCGUUUAUGUAAAUUUACUCAGACUGUUCUGCUGUUGUGAGUUCUUCUCCUGUCAUCUGUAAUGUAAAGUUAAUGGGCACUAAUGUGGAUGUUUUGUGCUCUAAUGCAUGGUACUGUGGCGCUGCCUGUCUUGACUUGCGAAGCAAAUUGUAGGUUUUUUAGCGCAGACUGGGAGGAAACCAGCAGUUGAAUGUGAAGGGUUUGAUUCUAAAAUAGACUGAUGAAUAUCUCUACAAACUGACUGACAUUAAAAAAUGGUGCUAUUCAAAGGAUUAAGGUGUAAACUGUUAAUAUUUACAACCUUGAUCCUUGAUAAACUUUACAUCAAGAUUUUUGGCGUUUUGCAAUCAAACUCUUCAUGCUCUGUGUUUCACAUUUGAAAAAGGAAAAUAUCCAACUGAUGCACCAGGUGUUCAGUAACUUAAUUUAUGAGAAGCAGGGGGUGUGGAGGGAAUAAAACUGCUGUUUCCUGUGUUGUCAGUGGCUCAUAAUAUUGUCCAUUGAAGAACAGUGAGAAGACUAACCAACUAGCAGUUUAAAAUAAGCUGUGAGUAUUAUAAAUGAUGGUAAGAACACGUUGAUACUAACUGUGGUGUGAUGUUUGAUGUUGAAUCAGGUGGAGGACCUUGAUGAUUUCAGGUGUGUGAAACAGUGGCAGAAAUAAAUGACUUCUCAA